AUGCCUGAGUAUCUAAUUACCGUGACUUUAUAUAGAACUAACCUGUAUUGCGUGUCCACAGGUUGUGUUUUCCAUACCACCGAUGGACUGGGAUCGGAGAGCGAAGGGGUGCGGUUUAUCCGCGUCCGCGAAGAUACACCGAUCGAUCAAGAGAUAUUAAUGCUCCAUGCCUAUCCAAGGUCAUCGAUAUACUUGAAGAGUGCCGAUGGCUUCACCGAUCAUUCGUACUUCAUGUUGCAUGAAUUGAAUUCCACAUCUGUGCAGAUAAUUUUGAAGAAAUCUCUGGAGAGCUUGGUGGACCGCGAUCAGCCGCAGAACUUAUUGAAAUUCCGGGUUCUUUGCACUGGGAAAAAAGGAAGAAUGGAAGAGACAAGCUUCAUAUCGGUGACUGUUUACAUUGAAGACGUCAACGACCAGGUUCCUAAGUUCCUCAACGAACCGUAUAUUGUGGAGGUAGAGGAAUCAACACCACCAGGUUCUGUAAUAUACCGAAACAUUCAAGCCUUUGACCGCGAUAAGCCAAACACUCCCAACUCUGAAGUGCAUUUGACACUUUCCAGCUCAUUUCAUGGCGCAGAGAGUGCUCCGUAUUUUGCCCUUGAGAGCCCACAUCGUCCACUUUUGAUUCUUAAGCGGGAACUUGAUUUCGACAAUGGAAUCCGGGAAUUCCGAAUUCCUUUGCUGGCUAUUGACCGGGGGACUCCACCAAAUCAAGCCAACACCACGGUGAUAGUGAGAGUGCUUGAUGUUGAUGACAUGCCUCCAAAGUUCACCGAAGGAGUUUACCGGACAAAGAUCAAUGAAUUCUACCCAAUGACAGGCAGAGUGAUUCGAAUGCCACUAUACUUUUCACCACCGAUCAUGGCAUACGAUCAGGACUCGCUGAAUGCAACGCUUGUUUAUGAAAUAAUUUCGGGCAAUGAACGAAAACUCUUCGAUGUGAAUUCUUCGAAUGGGAUAAUAUUUUUGCAGAAAGAAAUCGAUUUGGAGGAAGAAAGUCUUCCAGGGAAUACUUUUGUACUGCAGAUCGAGUCCAGGCAGAGAGAUAGUCCGUUGAAGAAAGCCGUGGCAAGAAUUGAAAUCGAAAUCCUUGACUUGAAUGAUAAUCAGCCCGAAUUCGAAGUAGACUACUAUAAUAUCUCAAUUGUGGAAAACUUACCAAGUGGAUUUAGUGUUCUCCAAGUCAAUGCUAUCGAUCGGGAUCAAGGAGAGAAUGCAGAGUUUGCCUAUAAUCUUGUCGAGGAAAAUUCGUCAGCUGGAGCUUUUCUCAUUGAUAGUCGAUCCGGAUGGAUAACAGUUCGUGAGCAUCGCCUUCUUGAUAGAGAAGCACGAAAGUCCAUUGGAUUGAUUGUGGAAGCGAUUGAAAAGAAUCCAUCUUACGAUGAACUCAAUCAGGAAGGACCAAGUUCUGUUCAGGUGCAGAUAACUCUUCUAGACUCGAAUGACAAUACACCAAAGUUUGAAAAGGGAAAUUUGUACGAAUUCAAAGUUCAGUCGAAUGCAGCAGUUGGAACGUUGAUUGGAAAAGUCAUGGCUUAUGAUCCGGAUGAAGGAAGGAAUGGUGUUGUUCUCUAUGAGCUGCAACGACCCAAGGGAAGUGGAUUUAUCCCGUUUCGUUUGGAUCCUCAGACUGGGGCCAUAUUUGUUGCGGGACCUUUGAGACCUGGAAGGAUUGCAGUCUUCAUUGAAGCAACUGAUCAGCCGGCAAAUCCGUCAGAGAGAAGGUUUUCCCUGGCAGUUGUCACAAUUGAAGUGUACGCGACUAUGGGAGACGAAGAAGUUGAUUUUCUAGGAGCACCAUAUGAAUUCUGGGUGGGGUCUGAUGUCCCGCUAGGAACUUCUGUUGGUCAAGUUCGAACAACGUUGAUGUACGAAGGUGACGAUGACAUAUUGUAUGAUCUUUUGCAUUCGUACUCGGAUGGUGUGCCAUUUGCAAUUGAGGAACGAUCUGGAAUUAUAACUGUUAUUCGGGAACUGAAGGACUUCCAGAGAUUGAUCUAUUACUUUGAGGCUGUAGCGAAUUUCCAAUUUACAAACCUCACGCAAGGCCGCCAGUUGACUUUUAGAAAACCACCAUUUCGCAAACCACUUGAUACAUUUCAUCAAAUGGAAGAAGAGAAAGAAGGUGUGCUCAUUACAAAUGUUACAAUCCAUGUUGUGAGUCAAAAGGAACUAACCAAACAUCCUGUUAUUGAGGAAAUCAAUGUCCGAGCUAUUGGCUUCCAUGUGGAAGAAAACAAAAUUGGCGCUAUUAUCGGUCAACUGGUCUAUAAGAACGAAAAGGAGCUCGAAGCCCUAGAAGCUCACAAAAUCUUCGCCCAAAUGAAUGCGUUUAAACGACUUCAACCCUCAACCUACAGAAAUUACAGCACCUUCAUCAAAAACAACACCAAAACCAGGGCAAUGCGACGUCUUGAGAAUGGCGGGUUUGUUGCCCUGCGGUACAUCAUAGCCAAUCGACAGGAAGUGAUGAAUAAAAUCACAAUCACCGAUGACGGAACUCUGAUGACCAUAACCGGCCUCGACCGAGAAGAACGGGACCAUUACGAGCUGACAAUCAUAGUGGAAUACUCGAAGGGACAGAUCAGUGGUGCAGCGAUUUAUCAAGUAAAUGUGCUGGUCGACGAUGUUAAUGACAACCCACCGAUAUUUGAUGCUCCAGUCUAUGUGGGAAUGAUCAAUGAAAAUUGUGAGCUAAGGGCUGAGGUAUUCCUCAAUCGAUACAUCAAAGUUUCAGAUGAUGACGCUGGAAAAAAUGCCGAGUUCAAAGUAGUCCUGCAGGGGGAUGGCAGUGAGAUGUUUACAGUGGAGCUGGCUAACAGUUCCCAAAACACCGUCUUCAACUUGUUCAACCUCACCGAGCAGUGGAACGAGGAACAAGAGUUCGUUGAUAUGCAAUCGUUUAUUCUGGGUCCAAAUCUGACGUACAGCAGUGGGCCACACUUUCGAAUUCGAUUUACCGGGCGAAAGGGCCUCGAUAGAGAGAGGGAGCAGUUUUACAAGCUGAAGCUUAUUGCAGUUGACUCAGGAGGUUUAUCCUCGGUGGCCCAGUUAAAUGUUCUUAUUGCCGAUGUUAACGACAACCCACCGAUAUUUGACAAGAUUUCGGUCUUCAAAGAGUCAAAUUUAGAGAUUCGAGAGUACACUACUGAUAUGGAGAUCUUCUUCAUCGAGAAACACACCCAGCAGCCGAUUUCUCUGAUCCCAAGCUACAACAUUCCCGGAUCACCGAGGUUAGCCCUUGAACGGCAUUAUGACUUGUUAAGCAGAGAAAAGCGGGCUGGUGGAAUGCCAAAAUGUCCGCUGUUUGCAAUGAGGGAAGACAUUGUGGUGGGAACAGUUGUACUUCAAGUGACCGCAACAGAUGACGACUACGGGAAGAAUGCACGAAUUAUGUAUGAAAUCGAAUCGGAAUCUGUGAAUUUCAUCGGAAGGCCAACGGGAAAGGUGUAUAAGAACUUUGCCAUAGACAAACUCACCGGGGAGCUUAAGGUGAACUCCCCACCAGAAGCCAUGUCAGAGGUAACUCUCAAGUUGAAGGCCAGAGAUAUUGGAAAUCUGUUUGAUACCACCUGCAUCCGAUUCACCAUUGUCGAUGUCAACAAUCAUGCUCCGUUGUUCAAGAAGUCGUGGUAUUCAUUUGAUAUUCAUGAGGGCCCUUACGUUCAACACUCCUUGGAUAGGAUCGAAGCCACCGAUAUGGACUAUGGCCAGAAUGCAAACAUAACUUACAGCCUAAAAGCCGACGAAGAGAUUCCGUUUACGAUUUCUCCGAUAUCGGGGGUUCUGAAGAUUGACGGACUUCUGGAUCGGGAACACGUUUCGAUAUACAACUUCCAUGUGAUGGCAACGGACAAUAGCGAGGAGUCUCAGCGGAUGACCAGUUCGGUAGAGGUAGAGAUCAAUAUCCUCGAUGUGAAUGAUAAUGCCCCGGAAUUCAUCGGUUAUGAUGACCUUGUUGACCCAAAGCUAUACAAUCUCGAAGGAAAAACACAAAUUGCCCAUUACCGAGCAUUCCUGGGCAGAAAUAGUAUGCCAGGGACUUUUGUAAAACAAAUCAGUGCGGUGGACAAAGACUACACUGGCAACGGAAAUGGCCUAGUGCUGUUCUCUUUGGUGCACAAGGAGAUGCCGUCAUUGUUUCAGAUUGAUUCUCGAGAUGGCGUUGUUACUACAAUUGGGGAUUUCAAUAAAUACAAUGGCUACGAGCACCUGAAUAUGACUAUCAUUGCUUCAGAUCUUGGGAGUCCUACGCAGUCUUCAACAGCGGUACUCUUGGUUAAUCUUCAAGGGCAGCUGAUAGUCCCGGAAGCAGAAAUGGAAGAAGAAUUCAACACAGACCUCUUUCCUCACCGGUACUACGAGGUUGGCCUCGAGGAAAACAAUAUGUCCCCCAUGGAAAUCAUAACUAUCAACCUAACCUCUAGACACAAGCCAGAGGCCUAUCGUUGGUCGUUGGUUCCUGAAGUAGACUCGACUGAUCACCAAUUUUUUGAUAUCGACCCAACAGCUGGGGUUGUUUACGCUAGUAAAUCGUUUGACAGGGAACUGAAGGAAACAUAUCGACUCAAGAUCCGAGCGGAGAAGGUAUCAAGAGAGGGUCGAAAUUUUGCCAAAAUGAAAUACCCCGUUGCCGAUGAAAGAGUUCUGGAUUUGAGCUACAACGAAGUAAGGGUUGUGGUGAUGAUUAUAGAUGAGAAUGAUAACACACCAAAGUUCCGUGGACGGGGACGACCAAUUGUUGCCGUCAUUCCGAAUACAGCCAACUUCGGUUAUCCAGUUACAACGGUGGAAGCCCUAGACGCUGAUAAGGGUAUCAACUCCGAGAUCAGGUACAAGCUUCUCAAUGAACCUUCGAGACUUUUUGGCAUCGAUGAGGUGACAGGCAAGAUACGAGUUCUGAAUUCGGUUGGAAUUGAUCAGCGUGUUUAUGGAUUUGAUGUGAAGGCAACCGAUCGACGAGGAGCUGACGAUGGAAGGAGCAGCAUUGCCAAUGUGUUUGUUUAUGUUCUUGAUGAGAAGAGGGAAGUUCGCUUGGUGAUCGCUGGACGACCAGUGGAAGUUGAAAAACAGAUCGAGGCCUUGACUACAAGAUUAAGCGACACAACCCAGAUGGAUGUGAAAAUAAGGAUGUUGGAACCGCAUGAAGGUGGCGAAGAAAUAGCGACUGAUGCUUAUGUCUAUGCCGUUGACCUACGGACCAAUGCGGUUGUCGAUAUGGAGACCCUUCAUAGUUCCCUGAGUCAGUUGGUAUCCGAAAACUCCUCCUCAUCCGUCGCUGAGCCCCGUAUAAUUGAGGUAUCAGAUUUCGGAACACUACGGUCCUCGAGCAAAUCGGUCUCCAUAAUGGGUGGCACCGAAAUUAUUUCCCUUGUGUUGGCUGUUCUCAUUUUGGCCGGAGCCUGUACUACUGCCCUUUGCCUGGUGUGCUUCAGACAGAAACGAUGGACGGAACAAGAGUUUCCAUCAUCGGAAACUGGUCUAACUUAUACGAUAGCCAGGCUAAAUGAUGUUACCAACGGCCGUGGUGUGGCUGGUGGUGGAAUCGGCGGCGGCGGCAAGGCAUUGCGGAAGACCAUAAGCAGUCCGGAGUCAAUGUGUUCCACGCACUCAUCCAGCACGCUGCAGAAACCGGAUAUCUUUCACAAAACGCCAACCAUUCUGAACAACGACAUGCGUCCCAGGGAAUAUAUUGAUGUCCCGUUACCUAAGUCGAUCAUCAAAGCAAACCGGUCAGGUGGACCAGUGGAGCACGAGCCCAUGUCGUAUGGAACCAAGUAUAGCACCUUUCAGACACCUAACAACUUAACACAACAUUACGACACAUCUUUACAUUCACAUCAUUCAAGUGGCCGUGAUUCAGGCGUUGAUUUUAUAAGUCAUCGUGAACGUAGUGAAACACCAUCUGAAAUUCUCAAGGUCUUACAGAGGCGCCAGAGCGUCUCGGAUAUUCGAAAAUAUCCCCACACCGAAUCUGGUGUCUGCUUUGCUGCUGCCAACGAUAGCAGCGAUAGCUACGAGGAUUCCUUAAAAAAUGAAGACGUCACAUCAACUCGAGCCUGUAGUCUCCACUCGAUACCUAGCAUGCAGAAAAACAACCAAAAACAACAACUCUGUGAACUUCACAAACUCCAUAGCUAUCAGAAUACAAAUUUCCACCACAACCGGAUACGACAUUCAUUUUCCGGCGUUAAAGACGACUUAAUGCAAAGUUCACCGAGGGUUUCACUGCGACCGCGAGGACAUUUGUUUAGAAAUUCCAUGACAGAUCUCGAGCAAAGGCUGCAUAAUUUGGAACAAUCGUUCCGUAAAAGUGACUCCAUCUAUUAGUAAUUUAAACUAAAAUAGGCUAAGCGCAUUUAGGGUAAAAUCGUUGCGAGUCGCGUGCGUCGGUCGUCGCAUCAAUUGCGGUAUUAUUAGGGAAUACAUUUUUAGGAUUAAAGAACGUGCACCUUGUUAAUUGUAAUUUGUUUUAUAUAAAUAAUUUUGUUUGUACAAAUGAUGUUGAAUGCAAUUCGAAAAUAAAAAAGAAGAAGAUGUUAAAAGAUGUUUAAUUUUAUAAAAACAAAUUACUUAGA
Molecule: messenger RNA, 6578 nt
Organism: Eupeodes corollae
Lineage: Eukaryota; Metazoa; Arthropoda; Insecta; Diptera; Syrphidae
Gene: Cad89D
Product: cadherin-89D
Exons: 13
Coding region: 1-6330 (2109 amino acids)
Biological process (GO): homophilic cell-cell adhesion
Cellular component (GO): plasma membrane; catenin complex
Molecular function (GO): cadherin binding; calcium ion binding
Source: RefSeq, a predicted model, not a curated record